Effrenium voratum is the source of this 540-nucleotide messenger RNA. The record is from the annotation of a GenBank genome assembly. NCBI's taxonomy places the organism in Eukaryota, Dinophyceae, Suessiales, Symbiodiniaceae.
AUGACGCCUGCGGCCUACAAGGCCUUCAAGCAGCAGGCGGUGAGGAUGAGCUCUGCUGGCGCCGAGGUCGGCCUGUCGAAUGGCAUGUGCCAGGAUAGACACGUGAACGACUUCCUCUUGUGCUUCCAGUGCUGGCUCUUCCGAACCUUCGGGGAUCCUAGAGGUGCGCCCUGGAGGCUGCGGCGCCUGGACCUCUCCAGGAACUCGCUGAGUGACGAGAACCUUUGUGCUGUCCUGGACGGCUUGAAGUCUCAGGAUGUUCGUGCCGGGGCGCCCAGCGGAUGGUCCCUGUUCUUUGGUCUUCUCUCGGCACUUCCUGGUGGCUACUUCUACCAGGCGGUCUACAUUGUCUCGGCUCCAUGGGGCGGCCCUAUUCUGCAGAUCGAUGGCGCUGUGGCGGCAUGCCCCUGUGACCUGCGCUUUCUUACCGACAUGGAAGAGUCGGACACAGAGCCGGCGGCGGGGCUGCGGCUGAAGUUCCCAUCUCCAACAGUGGCGGCGUACUUGGCGGAGCCCCAUGAAAGCGGCCGAAGGCUCUGA